GUGAGUUUGAGAGGAGAGCCCGUGGCAUUGUUUUGAAAAUAUAUCGAAAGUAGAGGUGAGAACCGAGCAGUCAACGACUCAGUCACAACAGUGCUUCGCGGCCCGUGGUGAUCACAGCGGUAACACGUGAAACUCCAUUCAAAAAGAACAAAAGCGGGGAGGGUGUUCACACAAAAACCACAAGUUAUUUCGCUACAAGACUGACAGCUGCGUAACAGACAGACAAUAUGAAAAUACAUACCCUGCUUGAGCGAUCAGCAACGAAUAUUCUUGAAUCAUUUCGACUAAAAUCCCGGUCUCUGUCUAUUUGGGAUAUAAGCCCAGCUGUUUCUGCGCUUUCCACGUCUUCCGACAUUUUGAUUAUUGUGGGUCACGUGAUUCGUACGCUGUGUGUACUCGCAAGAGGCCCGCUAGGGGGCAGACAGCCCUCCGCUAGCCUAACUGACUGCUGGUGCUACUUUCACUUUCAUGAUUCCUCUUCAAGAUAGCGCUUUUUGAACGAGCGUUGUUUUGUUAGAUUCUCCUCGACCUCUCCGUCAUCGUAUUUCGUGAUAACCACCAUCAACGUCACAACCAUUGUUCCAUUCUUGGGGUGUCAAACAGCCCCUUUUGAUUUUUCUUCCAACUGUGAUACACUACGACGCGGCUUUAACCUUUCAUCACUGACCAAUAAAAAAAAAAUUCAUAAUGGAUCCUGAACCGGAGACUUUUGAUGAACUUGACGUAGAUCUAGAGCCUGUACAAGAGGGAACUGCACUAUUAGGGGAGUCAGCUUCUGAUGUCUUCAUGGCAAACGAUGAACCGCCAGCCUUGGGUCAACAGAACAUUGAUGCAGUUGACACCGGCGUCGAGAAAUCGAUGGUUUCAGAAAGCAGUUCUCGUGUCGUUGGCGAAGAGGGCGUGGCUGAAGAAACCAGCUACAACGAACACCUGCGAGGGAGUGAACAAAAUGCUGAGGAAAUGUCCCUGUAUUCGGAGGGUGCGGAAAAAAGGGGCGGUCUCGACGAAGAAGAGGCGGGGCAUCCAGAGGGGGAAAUAUAUGAAGAAGCGUCACCCCAACUUAGGGAAUACGAGGAGGAGGAACAAAAUUCUCCUCUAGAGGCUGAGAAGGUGUCAUCAGAGGGUAUCGGACAUGUAUCAACAGAAGAGGCGGGACUGUAUGGCCUUCCACACACGGAAGAAGACAAACAGAAAGAAGCACCACUUAGAAUAGAGGAACCAGGGUCAGCAGAGGCAAGAGAUGACACCGCAAUGGAUUAUUCUGAACAGGCAGCGGAGUUUGUCGCAGGAACUGGCAAAAAUCAGGAAAUACCUAGCAUUAUGGUUGACAGUGGAGAUGCAGAGGAGGCAGAAAACCGUGUUCUUGCCGUAGAAAAUCACUUACAAAUGGUUGCCGUGCCGUUCAACCCGCUUCCAGUUGAGGUGACAGUACAAGUACCAAACUCUCAAAAUGUGCACCCUCCUCCUUUGAAGGAAACGACAAAUCAGCAGCGUCCAAAACGUGCCGUGAUCCGACUGGCCGAGGUGAUGUACAAAGCCCACAGAGGGAGUGUCAGGCAAAAUGCAGAUCUGUCGGUGUUGGCUUAUGCCGGACCGGAUAGAGAGAGAGUGAAGGACGAAAGACAAAGGCUAAGCCAGUACCGAUCACGGCCUCGCGAUGCGAUCAACAUGAAUCCUUCGGUGGUGGUACCGAUGAAGAGCCGUCCUUGGAAACCGAUGACCUGCCUCAAGUAUCCGCCCACGAAAGAGGAAAAGUGGAGGAAACUGGAGGAGGAGGAUAAGGAGAGGAGGGAUCACGAGCUGGCAUUGGAACUAGGGUCAAGGAACGCUUAUGGAAAUAUCCCCGGACUAAACUGUUCCACUCCCAGGAGGACUAAUGAUGGCCAAGACCCGUCGCCACUUACAUCUCCUCUUAACAUAUUGACCCCCCCC
Messenger RNA from Aplysia californica (California sea hare), 1932 nucleotides. RefSeq lists its product as uncharacterized. The record is from RefSeq and is a predicted model, not a curated record. NCBI's taxonomy places the organism in Eukaryota, Metazoa, Mollusca, Gastropoda, Aplysiida, Aplysiidae.